Cyprinodon tularosa is the source of this 7067-nucleotide messenger RNA. It is a transcript of the gene ccser2a, whose product is annotated as coiled-coil serine-rich protein 2a. Gene Ontology annotation, molecular function: microtubule binding. The transcript has 11 exons. Bases 330 to 3266 code for a protein of 978 amino acids. NCBI's taxonomy places the organism in Eukaryota, Metazoa, Chordata, Actinopteri, Cyprinodontiformes, Cyprinodontidae. Gene Ontology annotation, cellular component: microtubule cytoskeleton. The record is from RefSeq and is a predicted model, not a curated record. Gene Ontology annotation, biological process: microtubule bundle formation.
CAGACCACGGCUGCAGCUCCAAGCUCCGCCUCGCAGGGGAAAGAAAGAGGAGGGCGGAUGUCGGAAUGAGAAACUGAGCUGCUGCUGGGGGGAAAAGACCAAUGCUGCUCUCUGUCGCCUUUCUAGUUUAUAAUCAAACCGCUGUGCUGUUUCCUCUUGGAGUUUACCUAUCUUUGUUUUAGGACUGUCCCUCCUGCUCCGCUCUCAGGACCUCUGUUGUUAUUUGCAAAGAAAACAAGUGGACUGCUUGCUCACUAUUUCUUUGAUUUUAUAGUGGCGUGGUUAAGAUAUGCAUAUUUUAAGUCCAUAAAUGCCUUUUUCAUAAUCUAAUGGAGGAAAAAGCUUUAACUGGACCUGCCAUGGUUUCCAGAUUGCCAAAGUUUGGAGGACGUCCCUCAGCUGCGGGGAAUGGCCCCUUGGGCAAUGGUUUCACACAGUCACCUACAUCUGUGCAAGAUGGCAAGACCAAUUCACCUGGAACACGCACAAAUGGUCUAAUCCGGCCUUCUCCACCAUACCUAAAAUGGAAGAAAGAUGAAAGUAUAAGCUCCUCUAACCAUAUCGCAGCGACUAUUCCAUGGGAGGGAAAUGAAGAGAAGGCACAGAACCAUGUGCCCUCACUGCCAGAGGUGAAGAAUAGCUCUCCGUCAACCCCUAAGAUGCGUAGGUCUGGUUCUUUGAUGGUGGCUGCCUCCAGCCCCAAAUCUGUCCCAAAGCAACUGACAAAGAUAAGUCCCAAAGUGACAAAAGUUGGUCAAAACCAACUGAAUGGAGUUUCUAAAAUUGCCUGUAGUGCUUCAGGGAUUCCUGCUCGAGCAGGGUCGGAGUCACGACUUUUACGGCCAAUGUUAGGCACCAGCUCUCCCAGGAGCAUUUCUCAGGAUAGCCUAGCACAAUCCAAUGAGAAUCAUAGGAUCUUAACGUUGGAUCACAUGGUUCGAUCAAACAGUUUCACUCACUUUAAACAGAUUCCCUCACCCUCCUGUGAGCCAAUGGCACGGUCCUUUUCCUUUAAUCGAGCAGUGGAGUUGGCCAAGCCUCUGGCCAACACUCAGCUUCAGCCCUCUCGUAGUAGUCUUCUCAAACCUCCAAGGGUCAGCAAUGGUAGAUUGUGUUUAGGACUUAGCAAUAACCUUGGAGUUGCAGGGUUUCAGUACAGUAAAAGCCUUCCAGUUGACCCCUCCCUGCCUGUCACAUCUAUUCCUGCAGUGCCCACUACUCCCCGAGGCCUGAGAAAGCCUUUACUACCAAGUUCCGUUCUGACUAAGUCUAUGACCAACAGUGUGGGGUCUUUAGGCUACAGAUCAGCUGCAACAACUCUGGGUAAACAGCAGAAGUCUCCCCCAGAUGGCCUAAAAGAGGGUAUUAGAGAAUUAGUCUCAUCAGAUUGUGGUGAACUUUUGAAGAUAUCAAAAGGUUCUGAAGCAGCUGAUGAGAGGGCGAAAGCAGGGUCUGCCAGUGAGAGUGGUGGAAGCUCUGGAGCUGGAAAUGGAAUGGAAAAUGGCCAUGACCAAAGCUCUAUCCAGAUGGCUACUGAGACUAUGGAGGAUAUGUCUUUAUCUUCUGCCUCAUCGUUGGAAAGAGUUGACACCAGUGAAGAGUUUCUUGAUGAUUUGGACUCUGCAGGAGAUGUUUUCAGUGAUGGAGACAUGCCUGGCGACACUACUCAAACCCUCUUGCAGAGUUUUCCCAAUGAAAAUACUACCUGGGAACGUACAGAUCUGACAGAAAAUAAGGAAGAGACCCCAAUGCAGGAAUCUAUUGAGGAAUCGUUGCUGUCUCCUGUGCAGAGUGAUGCUCCUCAGGGUUCUUCAGUCGAGCUGUCACCCUCCAAUAGCUCUGGUGGGACCUAUAUGUGGGAUGAAGAAGGUCUUGAGCCUCUUGGGGAGCCCAAGUCUCCAUUAGAAAGUUAUGAGGAUUCAGAAAUCAACAGCAUGGACAUCCUAAACAACCUGGACCCUCUGGGAACGGGAGAUUUGGACGAUAAUGAUCUCAUGCUGGAUGCGGACCUCCCAGAGGAUGGCUUGCACGACUUUGACAGUAUGUCUCUCAUGGAGCGCUCAGACAGAGGUAGCCGGCAGGGGCAGAGACGUAAGCAGCACCGCUGGAGUGGUCCAGAUCACUUCUUCCAUGACAGCAGGCUUCAUUUCCUAAAUAAUUAUGACGGUCAGAAGAAUCUGAGGCUUCCCUCUCACCCGGUCCGGUCUGAAUGCAAGCAGCCAGUCUACAGACCAAUGCUGGAUGAACCUGCUCUUCAACACAUGGCAGAGGACUGCAGCAUGCUGAAGAAUCAACUGCUCAUGCUGAAAACGUUACUGCAGCUUGAAGAAACAGGGUCUCCAGCAGAUGUUUGUGACCAGACGGAAGACAAUACGGCUGCCUCACAGAUUGAGGCCCUGAUUAAGGAAGUGCAGGUCCUCAGGGAGGAGCUGAGAAGCAGAGAAAAGACGAUAGCUCUGCUCACUGUGCAGUGCCAACAACUACAACAGCAUCAUCAGCGAGAACAAAUGGCCUACGAAGGACGGCAGGUUAGAUGUCAGUGCCAACAGCAGAUGGCUUCAUCUUCACUACAAAUGAAAGAAAGACAGAUGGACAAACGGACGCAGCUCUAUGAUAAGGCUACCCAGACAUAUUGGAGAACACCCAGCCAUCCUCCUCGAACGCUUCAGCCUUUCAACCCCAAUCUCAACGAGCAGCCGGACCAGGAAAGACUAAUAAAAAUUCCCCCCACCGAGGGCCACAGUAAGCUCACAUGGAACAGAUCAGAGGAAGCCACUUGCAUAGAUAAUGACCGUCCUCUUGAAGCUACUAAAGUAGAUAUGUCAGGGGCGGCAGGCUCUGACAAGCUGAGUCAUCUGCCCAGGACCAACCUGCGCAGCCUCCGCUCCGGCGCUCUACAGGGAAUAACUGGCAUAGACGGUCGAGCGUCAGCACCUCAGUCCUCUUCACAGCUUGGGAGGAGAGCUCCUGCUGUGACAGCGCAGAACUCUGACGCUCCAAGAUCAGCUCGAUCGGCUCGCCCUCGCAUGCUGCAGUCUCCUCGCAUCAACAAGCAAAUAUCUCUCCCUGCGUGCAAUUCAGGAGGUACUGGUGGCUUUGCCUCUCUGAAAUUAGGUAGUUCUUUAGGGCCUCCGGCUUACCAGACAAAGCAGCUGCCUCCUCCGACGAGAGGCCUUCCCUGCUUUAACGCUGAACCCCAGGUGCAGGCUCAGAAAUCCUGUCAAUCCUCACACCUUCAGCCUCUCAGAACUUCACAGCCUCACUGAGAUUUACAGUGGGGUGUGGAAAAGGUGUCAUGAAAAGGCACCUAUGUCAACCUAACCCAAAGAUUUCCCAAGGAGCCCCAAAGAUUUGUCACAGAAAUUUCUCCUUUCCUCCCCCCAGGCCACACAAGUUGUGGAUUUUAUUUUAUUUUAUUUUUACUUCUAUCUUUCUUGUUAAAUAAAUGACAGUCAUUUUGUUUUUUUUACUACUAAUUGGUAAAAUUUUUAUACUAGAUUCCCAACAUGUUCAACAUUGCAUAUUUUAUCCUUCAUCAGGAUGUAGCCAAUGUCAGAUUUGAAAAUGAUUUUAUAUUACAAGUCAGUUUCAUUUGUUUUCGAGGUGUUUGUGAAUACUAAGAAUGGAAGAAAAACUCUUUUCACACUUUGCACUUAAAUACCACGUUUCAUUUUCUUUUGUAACAGCCCUCUAGCUAAUAUCCAGUUUUGAAUUCUGGGACUGGUUGUUCUCAAACAGCUCUGCCCUUUGACACACAGGUGCAUUUGGCUUUUAACCACGGAGGAGAUGUGAUUGUGACCUCUGCUGUGCUUCAGAAGGCCCAGAGGGAAUUGGGAGCAAAAACAGCCAGUGGGACUGAAUAUAAAAAAAAAGGGGGUGAAAGGAAAAGUGAAAAGCAUUGCAGCAGACUGAAAAGCUAAUUUGUCAAAGUGCUCUGAAGCUUGUCACUUCUGGACAGAAAAUAUGUGCAUGUGUAAACGAGAGUGUGUGUUGGGGUGUUAAAACGCUGAGCUAAAAGGGCUUUGAGGAACAAAGAAAAAAACUGCUUUCCCCACCAUAGCUGUGUGCAUUAUUUAAGCUCAUUUCACCAUACUGUGCUAAUAUUUUGGGUAAAUAACCUUCUCUGUAAAUAUUAGUAAAAAGGAUAAUCGACCCUGCGCUGAAAUGGUCUAUGAUGGAUGUUUAGGUGACAGAGAACAUAAUACUCCACUGUUGGUGAAGCGAUAGCAAAAAUAGUGAUAAUAUCAGAACUGAGCAGUAUAAUAAAGCUUUCAGGCAUGUGGGCGAGCAAAAGUACUAAAUACCACAAAAAAACACAGCAAGUCUAAUACUUUCAUUUGUGCAAUUUUAGAAUAAAUAAAAGCAGAGAGAAGUAAGUUUGAUUAGAACCGAAUCACUGCAUGAAAAAUCAUUUUUUAAUAUCCAAGCCUCAGAAACUGUUAGACAUGGCAGAAAACAGGGUGGCAUCUGUUAAUAUUGAUACAGAUGUUAGAUAUACAGCUAUAGAUAUUGAUUAAAUGAAAGUCAUAACUUCUUGUCACAGUUUUGCAAAUAACCUCGAAACAAUUUGUUCCUCUUUUUCAAAGAUUCUAAAUCAGUUUAGUUUAAAUACAGGAUUUCAAGCAAGAGUAAUCUCAAGCGACUUUAUAACAAAGGACACGCUUAUAUAGAAUUAAUACAGUUUGUCUUUAUCAUCGUCUCCAUGAAUAGUUUAUGUUGUAACUUUGUGCACUUUGCGAGUAUAGUUCGUAUAUCAUCUUUUUCAGCCAAAUAAUUUGUCUUCAUACUGACCGAAUCAAUCAGUAACUGCCAGAGGUACAUGAAGACUUAUGAUUUAAAGUUUUAUUUUUUUUUACAUUUUACUCAAAGUCUGCUUUAAGCUUGUUGGGUUAUGUGACUACCAUAAAUGUCGUCCACUUGGAAUCAUCUGUUAAACUUUAGUUUGAGCUGGGGUUGAAAACUGACAUAUUUUAUUGCUGUUUAUUGGCUCUAAACUGAGAGAUAAAUCAAGAUUAGGAUUAAAAAUAGAAGUAAAAUAUUACUGUUGAUUAUAAUUUUCCAGCAUAAUUCACUGAAAUGCCUAACUAAACUUAGAAUGAUCUAAUGUAUGUGGUUGUACAUGGGAACAAAAGGGAAGUAGGAAGUAAAGAUUAUAUGGUGGGCUAGCAGGUAAUAUAAAUGUGAAGGGGAGAACUGACCUGGAGCAAACCCACAUUUUACCAAUUUGUUUUUGUUUUUUUAAUGGUAAAAACAGAUUUUUUUUUUUUUUUUUUAAUCAUCACCCCAGAUUUUCUUUUGCAAAAAGGGUAACAUCACAAGAUUAACGUCCUGGCAUCAUGGGUGCUGUUAAUAGAGAGACAAAAAUCACAGCAUCAAACAAGCAAAACGUGCCAUGUGUUUUUUACUGAAACAAGGUUCUCUAAAGGUACGCUACAUGCAGAUUGUCCACUCCUCCUCUUCUGUUUGCUUUUUUUUUCCCAAGCUACAUGAAUUGGCCUUCUACUGUGCUAAAUUACAAACUGUGUAUGAAUGUUCUCUUGUUGACUGCUAUUCUCCUUCACUUUUCAAACCCUGCAGGAGCGAGUAGUACUCAUGAAAGAAAAUUAAACAUUUAGUUUCCUUAUCUAUAUAUUUUUUUGUCUUAUGUAGAGAGCUGCACAUUUUUAAUUUCAACUAUCUUUGCAACUUUAUGAGAAAAGCUGCAAUGGCAGAAGCUGCUUGGAUGCAGUAUUUUGCUAGUUAAUUUAUGUAUAAAGUUGCCCUCAGCUAUCUUAGAUUUUAAUGACCAAUAUGCUAAAGCUCACCAACAGGGGAGAGGACAAUGUUGUGAUUGAGAAAAUUAAAUGAAAUGCUUUUAGGCACAACAUCUAAAUCACUUAACAUAAAUUAAGUCAUAACUGUGUGUUUCCCUAACAUCUAUCUAUUCUUUGAAAACUAUUUUAAAAAAAUUAGGAUAACUCUCAGAACAUUUCUAACACUACUUAUUUACAGCUAGUGUUUGGGAGUAGCUGAUAACUUAAAGCUGACCUUUAAGGAUGUGAAAGUUAAUUGCAUUCUUCAAGGUAUUUCAUUUGGACUAACAUUUCAGAUGCUGAAAAACGGUGAGUGGUCUUAAUAAAAAGAAAGACAACUACAGGUCAAAACCAAAUAUUUUCUCAUUCAGGACAACAUGAUUGGAUGGAAGAAAAUAAGAUCAACUUAGUUUUAGCUACAUGCACAGACUAGUUAAAGAACAAGAAUAAAACCUAAUAAAGUUAAAUUCUACCAACUCUAACACCCGUUUAAAAGGGAUUUAUCAAAAAUGUGUUACUGCUGUCUCACUUUAACGUUGCAUCCGCUUGAGUAUCCAAACUGUUCUUUCCCAUUUUUUUCCCCACUUCGCACAUCUCUUUGGAUAGAUCAAAGGUAUUAGCGAUGUGUUUUCAGGUAGGGAGCCUCUGGGGCUUCAGUGGUCUCUCUGCGGGUGUUUUUGGAGAACUGUGUUUAUCAUCCCUUCGCAGAAUCCUUUUGCAGUCAACCGCUCCUGCAAUGUCCCCGAAUGGAGAGCAGCAGUGUGUUAAAAAGGUCUUCUGACAGCGACUCUGCUCUCUUCUCUGUCACGCCGCGUGACCGCUCAGUGUACGCCUCUGGCGGUGUCCGGUCUACUGCAUCCAAUAAUGCACCCUGUGCAGACAAAGUGAGAGAGACCCACAUACACACACAUCCAACAAGGGUGUGCGCUGUUAGCAAGAUGAAGAAAUUCACGUGUACAGGAAGUUGUACUAAACUGAAGGACAGAUGAAAGUCUGAGAAAACACACGCAUCAUCUCACACAGCUUUCACAUAGUGCAUCACAAAAGUAACCGUAGCCCUGGAACUUUCUUCACAAUUUCAGUGAUGCAGGCACCAACUUCAAUGUACCUUAGUGGGAGUUUUUGUGAUGGAUUAGCACAAAGUGGCACAGCAUUGGAAAUCUGAGCAAUGUGACAUGUUUGUAGUCCCUGUAACUCUGUAUAGCUAGUCUUUUUGAGAUGUCUCCAGCAGCUUUGCCCUUCCAGAGAAAAUACAUUUUUUCCCCAUUUUUUUUU